GUCGUCAGGAACAGACACGAGGUCUCAAUGCCUAAUGAAUCGGAAUGAUUUCAUUUGAUGAGAGGGGUUUAUCGGCCGUGUUCCAGGCAUUUCAGAUAAGGUUUCCUUAUCGUUUCGAUAAUUUCAACCCAUUGAUAGUUUAUACCUAGUAAUGGUCGGAUACCAUUGACCCUCGUCGGCUAAUUUUAAGGGGGUUCGUUCAGAGUUUUGUUUUUUUUUGUGUCCGGAGCUUUGAUUUAUUCAUUGGAAUGGAUAAUAGAGAAGGAUUAUGGAAACUGCAGAAGGGAACAAUGACGAUGUUCCUCGGAGAAGUGGUGGGCACAGGGGUCUUACUCUUCGUCGGAUGCAUGGGCGGCGUUGGUACCCUGGGCCGAGCACCACCACCUCCUAUGCAGAGUGCAUUUACAUUUGGUUUAACAGUCAAUAUGAUUAUAAUGAUGUUAGGACACAUAAGCGGCGCUCACUUAAACCCCGCAGUCACCAUAGGCUCCAUCAUCAUCCGGCAAAAAACGAUUGCCACAGGCCUUGUUUACAUGAUCGCCCAAUUCAUUGGUGGACUAAUUGGAUAUGGACUGCUCAAGAUUGUUACACCAGAGGACUUAUUCACCGAUGGUUUUCCUGAUUCGAAAGUUCCCCUCUGCGUCACCGUGGUCCAUCCUGGAGUAUCAACAAUUCAAGCAAUCCUGAUCGAAAUGUUGUGCACAGCCAUUGUCCUUUGUACAGCGUGUGCCACAUGGGAUCCUCGAUGUGCUCACACCACUGAUUCAGUGGCUCUGAAAUUCGGAAUGGCGAUUGCAGGCCUCUCUUUUGCUGCGAGUCCAUACACUGGCUGCAGUAUGAAUCCAGCGCGAACGUUUGCCCCGGCAUUCUUUAAUGGUGCGUGGGAGAACCAAUGGAUUUACUGGAUAGGGCCAGUUCUAGGAGCAUUCCUAGGUACUUACACCUAUCAGGUGUUAUUCACCGCUUCAGAAAAAAACACGGAUACGGCCUACAGUAAAAGUGUGGAAUUAUCUGUUAUUCAUGACAAACUAGAGGUCGUAGAUUCGUCGUAACCCGUCUUCUAAAGAAUAAUAAGGAUAAUGAUUCAUUAUUUCUGAUAAUACCAGUGUAUUUUGUUAUUCAUUGUUGCUAGUCAUGCUACACUGGGGGAUGUGUAGUUGUAUUAAAAUUCAAGGUUAAUUGUGUUCAAUAGAUGAAAAACGGGUAAUUAGGUAUUUGUCUUACAACUUUCUCCUUUAAUAUUUAAUGUAUAAUGAGGAAAUAUAAAUAAUGUGAAGGAUCA
Messenger RNA from Diachasmimorpha longicaudata, 1282 nucleotides. Its product is annotated as aquaporin-like. Gene Ontology annotation, cellular component: plasma membrane. NCBI's taxonomy places the organism in Eukaryota, Metazoa, Arthropoda, Insecta, Hymenoptera, Braconidae. The record is from RefSeq and is a predicted model, not a curated record. Bases 249 to 1052 code for a protein of 267 amino acids. Gene Ontology annotation, biological process: transmembrane transport. Gene Ontology annotation, molecular function: channel activity. The transcript has 6 exons.